This is a messenger RNA of Lactuca saligna, 1020 nucleotides long. The record is from the annotation of a GenBank genome assembly. Lineage: Eukaryota; Viridiplantae; Streptophyta; Magnoliopsida; Asterales; Asteraceae.
AUGACUGACAUAGUAGAUGGUCAGAGUUCUAAAGCAAAGUCUUCUCAUAAGACCUCACACUCUCAUGCCAAUGGACCUUCAACUGAGACACACUCAUCAUCACCUAAAGUUGCAAUGGUUGCAUCCAACUAUACUGCACUUCUCAACACUCAGGAACAACCCAAAGAAGUCGUUGUCAUAAUUGAGUAUCUGCAUAAAUGCCCGUUGGCAUAUGAACUUCUUUCUACUUCUCCAACUCCACAAUCUCUUAUCACUGAAGUCUUUCUGUCAUCAUUCAUCUCCACAAGAGCAAAGUCCAAACAACUUGAUGUUGAAUUUAAUUUUUUUCAAGCUACUUUGGUACUCACUAAAGAAGAGUUUGCAGUCAAUUUAGGUCUAAGCGAUAUUCCUCCUACACCUCAGACAUUUUUCACACCAACUUCUGCUCAAUUAUUAACAAUGUUCAAGGAAAUGGGUUCCGUCCUCACUAAAUGUCUAUUCGGAUCAGUUGGUGGACGUAGCAAAGAAGGCCCACAGCCACAUUUCUUGUGUAUGAUGCCAUAUCGGAUACGUACUGCAGCUGAAUCUGGGUCUUCACAACCAAUCAUCAUUCUGGAUUCUAUUCUUACAAAGUUGGAUGAAAACAGUGCUUCUCUAUGCUCAUAUCAGAAAUACAUCCAGGGAAUUACUUCACCUCCAAAAAAGAAGAGGAAGCAUUCUGAUCAUGCAUCCAAGAAGUCUGCAAAGAAGAAGAAGAUAUCCAAAUCAAGUGAACCACCCCCUAUCUCAUCUCCAGCCAUCACUGAUGAUAAUCAUGGAGCAUAUUUAGAGGAACCCACAUCUCUCCCUAAAUAUGGUACAACCUCUAAGUCAUUCUCUUUCAUAGAUUCCUUAUUUCACGCUCCAUCUGAUUAUGAUAAACCAUCCUCUUCAGCUCCAGUUUCACCAGCACACGUUCAGUCGGUUCUAGAAAGUCCAAAGCAUCAUGUCUCCUUGGAUUAUGACUCAAUUGAGGAUGAUAACCAAGAUGAUGAUAAGUAA